Maniola jurtina (meadow brown) is the source of this 4965-nucleotide messenger RNA. It is a transcript of the gene alpha-Man-IIa, whose product is annotated as alpha-mannosidase 2. The coding region runs from base 161 to 3640 and encodes 1159 amino acids. Gene Ontology annotation, biological process: N-glycan processing; protein deglycosylation; mannose metabolic process. Gene Ontology annotation, cellular component: Golgi membrane. Lineage: Eukaryota; Metazoa; Arthropoda; Insecta; Lepidoptera; Nymphalidae. The record is from RefSeq and is a predicted model, not a curated record. Gene Ontology annotation, molecular function: carbohydrate binding; alpha-mannosidase activity. The transcript is spliced from 20 exons.
CAAUAAUAAUUGAUAAAAUUACAUACUACUGUAAUUAUCCUGUGAACUACGUGUAUUUUUUUUAAUACUUAUAACCUCAUGCCUGCGCUAAGUUUUACUUUAUAGUAUGUGCCAAGCUAGGGAUAUUUUAAUGUUUUAAAGUUAAGGUACAGAAAACAAGAUGAGGACGAGAAGAUUAUCGGCCUUUUUCUGGGCAACGUGUAUUAUAGCGUUUUUGUUCAUAUUGUAUGUAGUAACAGAUCUAAGCUUUAAACUACCCAGCAUCAAACCAGCAAUGGUUGAACUUGAUGAUAACAAAUGGACAUCAUUUGAAACAAAACUACGAAACAUAGAGAAUGGCCUUAACGAGCAUCAUUCUGUGGUGGAAGAGAUCAAAAGGUCUAUGGACCAGAUUGUAGAACAGUCGCAAGAGGUCCAUCCUCCAUUGAAGAGGCCUAAACCUGUCUUCAAAGAGAAGAUCAGGGACUUCAAAGUGGUUGGAGAUGAGCCACCAAGAAUGCAUAAGAAAAUCAACAUGUCUUACUGCCCUAUAUUGCAGACCUCCAAGACUGAUGUGCAGAUGCUAUCAUUGUAUGACAGAAUCAUGUUUGAUGACAUAGAUGGUGGGGUGUGGAAGCAGGGGUGGAACAUAGAGUACAAAGACAACCAGUGGAGCAGUAAGAACAAACUUAGGGUGUUUAUUGUACCACACUCUCACAAUGAUCCUGGAUGGAUCAAGACGUUCGAGAACUAUUACAAAUCUCAAACAAGAGCCAUAUUUACAAACAUGAUGGAAAAGCUGAAGGAGGGUGUAGGCAGGAAGUUCAUCUGGGCGGAAACCAGCUACUUGUCGCUCUGGUGGACUUCUGAUGCAACCAAUAAAGAAAAAGAAACAUUCAAAAGUUUAUUGAACUCAGGACAAAUAGAAAUCGUAACCGGCGGAUGGGUUAUGAACGACGAAGCAAAUAGCCACUGGUUAUCAAUCGCCCAACAGUUGACAACUGGUCACCAAUGGUUGAUCGAGAACCUUGGUUAUAUACCCAAGAAUGGUUGGGCCAUUGACCCAUUUGGCCAUUCAAGUGGCCAGCCCUACUUGCUCAAGUUGACUGGCUUGGAAAAUUCUGUGAUACAACGGGUGCACUAUAGAGUGAAGAAGGAACUUGCCUUACAUAGACAGUUAGAGUUCAAAUGGAGGCAAUUAUGGGAUGGUGUUGGGAAAACAGAUAUGUUUACACACAUGAUGCCUUUCUAUUCAUACGAUGUACCGCACAGCUGUGGACCCGAUCCGAAGGUUUGCUGCCAGUUUGACUUCAAAAGGUUACCAGGCAAUGGGAUAACAUGUCCAUGGGGUAUACCACCAAGGAAAAUCAUACUGAAAAAUGUUAAUGAGAGAUCUUCGAUGAUACUAGACCAGUGGCGCAAAAAGGCUCAGUUGUAUCGCAGUAACGUAUUGAUGUUCCCCCUGGGAGACGACUUCCGGUACGACCGCGCGAACGAGUGGGACAACCAGUACCAGAACUACGAGAUGAUCAUAGACUAUAUCAACAACAAGGACGAUUGGAACACUGAGGUCCAAUUUGGCACUCUACAAGACUACUUCAAAGCGGUACACGAAGAGAUAAAACUAUCCGACUUCCCGGUGCUGAGCGGUGACUUCUUCACUUACGCGGACCGCAACCAGCACUACUGGAGUGGCUACUAUACUUCUAGACCUUUCUACAAGAACAUGGAUAGAGUUCUGUUGGCCUAUGUUAGGGCUGCAGAAAUAAUAACAUCUCAAGCGUGUUCGUCUCGCUCCGUGAGCUACAUAACGUCGCUGCAGCUCCGGGACCGCGUGGAACAAGCCAGGCGCUCCUUGGCCCUGUUCCAGCAUCACGACGGGGUCACUGGGACCUCGCGGGAUGAGGUCCGAGAGGAUUAUGCUAAGAAAAUGCUCCAAGCCAUCAAAAACAGCCAAUCAGCGAUCCAGCAAGCCGCGUACCACCUCCUCAAACAGCCCUCAAUACUCGACCAAGUGCAAGACGACGUAUAUUUCGACGUAGACGACAUCUGGCGGAGUCACGAUGAGAUUCCUUCACGGAUAACCAUCGCUCUGGAUAUCAUGUCGCCUUCCAGACGUCUGUUGUUGUAUAACGCGUUGCCCUUUAAGAGGACUGAAGUGUUGACUGUGUUUGUCUCUACGCCACAUGUUGAGGUAUUCGACCCUGAAGGCAACCCGAUAAUGGCGCAGAUAUCCCCUGUGGUGACCGGUGAGAAGAGGCUGGGCUUCGCGGCGAACAAGUUCCACCUGUCAUUCCCUGUCACUGUCAACCCACUCGCUAUCACUGUGUACACUGUGUCACUCAGGGACAACAUGAGUAUUAACAAGUACACAUCAUACUCGCGCGUGCGCGUGUACAAUGCAGAGUACUGGAACAUAGAGCUGCCCAAGAUGUUCGCGGUGGAGCCGAGCGCGCGCCUGACGGAUGACGUCACGCUGCAGGCCGGCAAGAGUGCCCGCGUGCUGGCCACCAAGCACGGCCUGCUCAAGGCCGUCGUGUCGCCCGACGGCAAGACCACGCCCGUCCAUAUGGACUUUGUGCAAUAUGACACGCAAAAAAGUCAAGACAACAACAGCGGUGCGUAUCUAUUCAUUCCCGAUGGGCCGGCCACACCGUUCAAUGCGGACGCGUUCCCUGAAAUUGUCAUCACGGAAGGGCCUUUCAGGGCUACGCUGUAUUCUGGCCUUAUGAGCCCGAAGAAUGCAGAAAUUGUUCUUGCUAUCUCCAUAUACAACAACCCGUCGCUACCCCACAGCGAGGUGGAGAUCAGCAACACCUUCCUCAUCGACCCAGCGGUGGACGACCUCGAACUGGCCAUGAGAUUCUCCACCGCAAUCAAGAACGGUGAUGUCUUCUACACUGACAUCAAUGGCAUGCAGAUGAUAAAGCGCCGUCACUUCGAGAAGAUUCCUUUACAAGCAAACUUCUAUCCGCUGCCCGCCGCGACGUACAUAGAAGACGAUACCUUGCGACUCACGCUACUCACCUCCACGCCUUUGGGUAUGGCUGCCUUGCAAUCUGGACAAAUCGAGGUGAUGCAAGACCGGCGGUUAAGUCGCGACGACAAUCGAGGCAUGAGCCAGGGCGUGCUCGACAACGUGCGCACGCGACACACCUUCAAACUGAUCGUGGAGCAAGCCAACAACCCUUGCACGCCUAAAUCGGCCGAGCAAGCGAGUGGGCAGCUAACAUUGGGAGCACAUGUAUCUCAACAACUACUAUUGCAACCCUUAAUUACGAUGCACUACACGGCCAACGAGAAUUCCCCGCGCCCCGCCUACUCACGAGCAUUAUUCAGCGCUUCUGAUAUCGUGCUGGCGUCCUACCACUCACAUAUAACUGCUAAGAACAAGGAGGGGUCGACGUCGGCCGGUAUGGGCAUGACGCUGCAACGAGUGCACCUCGACACGUGCUACGGCGACCGCGCCGUCGCGCAGGCCUACCCCACUGGAGACGGACAGAUACCACUGACAGACUUAGUGGACGUACCACCAGACGGCGUAUUUGAGAGCUCCCUGACCUUCGUCACGAUCGGCAAUCCUCUACCCGAGGGGCUGCUCACUCUGUGCCCCAUGGAGAUACGAUCCGUUUUCAUCAACCAGACGUUAAAGCGCAAUUGAAUACUCCCACGGGUAUACUAAAGGCUUGGGCAGAUACAACGCGCGUCGGUACGCAAUAAUACGAAAGGCAGCAUGCAAAAACUAUGCUAUACUGGUGGAAUAUUUAACCACAGUUUGUUCUCAUUACCCUCGUGAGUUAUCCGAACAUCAACUGUACCAGAAGCGGGAGAGAUCCGUUUUCAUCAAUCAGACGACUGAAUACUCCCAUGGAAACGCUUAAGGCUUGGGCAGAUACAACGCGCGUCGGAAACCCAUAAUAUGAAAGGGAGUGUUGCACAUUGCUACAGACUGCAGGGUGACCGGUUAAAUGUCACUAUUCUGCUAAGGCAUUGUAAGUGUAUUUUUCAGAUGCUAUCAAACUAACUCUAAUAUUUUUGAGUAAAAAUGACUCAUAUUUGAAUAAAUUAACAUUUUAUGUUUUCCAGAAAAAUCAGGCAUUUAUUACUUAAAAAGUUUAAUAAAAAUCAUUCUGUCAAUCAUUUCAUUUUUGAGUUAUCGAAACUACACCAGUAUCGUAAGGUGUAGUAGUGAUAAGAAAGCGUUGAACUGGUAAAGAGUAGAAGUCAUUUUAUCUCGCAUCCCAAAAAUAUAAUUAAAGAACUGGCAAACAAAAUACUUUUGAUCAAAAUACUUUUUUUCUUUAAUCCACCCACUGAAUACAAAUAUGAACUCAUUUUCAAUCAAAAUGGCGUAUAACUGCACCGAAAUUGAGUCUAAAAUUGAUGAUUUCGAUUACUAUAAAUACAAACUUAAACUCAUUUCUUAAAACUGCUAAAAUUGAGUCCAAUGUUCGUGAUUUUGAUCAAAACAGUAUAAUAACAUCAUCACAACAUAUAAUAUCAUCAACAAUAAAAUCAGUUUUUUUACUCCUAUAAAAUUUUAUUUCGUGCAAUUACACUGUUUGGUUCGCCAGCGUCCCAUACUAUGGGAAUUCAAAUCUGUUAGAUUGUGAAUAUUUUGUUAUCAUUAUUGUAAAUAUUUGUAAUAUUACAAGUCAAGUUACUCAUUCGUGCUAAUUAACGUUAUAAGAUUUUCUGUCCUCUUUUACGUUAUUGGUAGUAGGUACAAAACGCACAAUAUUCUAAUAUAUCUAUACCGAUACUCAGUAGAUUUUUAAUUCAAUGCACUUUUGAAAUAAUUCAAGAACCGGUUUUAUUGAAUGUUAUCUUUAUAUGUAUUAACUUUAAAUAUAGGUUUACCACUUCACUGCGACGACUCGUGGUGUUGAAUAAUGGCAUUUUACAUAGAUAUGUUACUCAAACUCAAAGCAUUUUUUCAAAACUAGAGGAUGCCCGCGACUGCGUCCGCGUGGAUGUAGGUUAUUG